This is a messenger RNA of Pocillopora meandrina, 4016 nucleotides long. The record is from the annotation of a GenBank genome assembly. NCBI's taxonomy places the organism in Eukaryota, Metazoa, Cnidaria, Anthozoa, Scleractinia, Pocilloporidae.
UCUCACAGGCGAAAAAUUGCAAUUCAAGACACAAUUGUUUCCCAUGGUCUUAUCAAAUUCUGUGAUGUUGUUGGCCUUAAUGAUGCUAAGCAAGCACUGAAAGAAGCUGUUGUUACACCACUACAAUUUCCACACUUCUUUACAGGUAAGAACUUACUUAUUUAAAUGUCUCUGAUAUGUAAAUUGCACAAUCAAUCUAGAAACAUAGGGAAUGGUUAGUGAAUAUUGCUAUUUUUGGGUUAAGCAUUUGACACAGUGGCCAUAAAUAUAUGCAUAUUGAUGUUAGGGUGUAAAGAGUUAAAAUGUUUUGAAAUUGUGGCGUUUUGUAGGGGGUCGACAGCCAUGGAGGCGAAUACUGCUGUAUGGACCACCAGGAACAGGUACUCCAGUUUAAUCUACGUCACUACUAGUCCAUCGUUUGCCACCAAUAGACCAAAAAUAAUAUCUAUUUUAAGGAGAAAAAAGAAAAUUGCAUCACUCUCUUGACAAGUCAGGUGCAAAACUGAAAAAAACUGUAAUUUGUUCUCACGUAUUUUCCCGUGCUUCAGGCGGUGUGCUUGGUUUUUCUUUGAGAUCUCCUUUGCACUAUCUCGCGUGACUAGCCAAUGUCCUCAUACUUAAGGCUCGGUUUAACUUGAUUAAGUCGAAAAGCGCUAGGGCCUGAGUACAACCAUUAGAAAAAGUUGCAUUAGUUUUAAGAUUUGUUUGAAGUCCAUGUCACAUUUUCGCUAAAAUAGGUAGUCAUUGCAGUUUAUUCAUACCGUCAUAACUAAGAGUUACUGCUUCUGUUUUUGUUUAACAGGUAAAACAAGGCUCGCGCAGGCUGUGGCUUCAGAGAUCAACUCUGUAUUUUACAGUGUGUCCAGUUCUGAUCUAGUGUCCAGUUGGGUCGGAGAGAGUGAAAAGUACGUACAGCAUAUGUUGCUAUUUGGAUGGAUGCAAUGUUCUCCUAAACCCCAUAACUCCCGUGAGUGACCAAGGCAGAAUUUCUCCUUACAAUGUUUUCUUGCGUUUUUUUGAUUGUUUGGUUUUUUGUUGUUGUAAGGCUUAUCAAGGAGCUAUUCCAAAAUGCAAGAGGCCAACAGGUUCAAUCAGUAAGUAUAAAACUUGUUUUUGUAGCGCGCGAGUCAGUACAAGGAGUCUGCUUCCUUCUUCAUACCAUUCAAGCCGAUGGAAUCUCAGUCCUGAAGUAGAGAGUUUUCGGAUUUUCUGUAAGCUUCGUUUUUAACUGAGUCUUAUCUACGAACGGAGGUGAAUCAAAGAUUAUUUUUUAAGCGAAGUUUAAACUUGAUAAAAAAAAAACUAAGACCAAUUUAGGCACAGUAAGGUGUACUUUAAGUUGCACAGUUGAAGUCCUUAUUAAAUUUUUCUUACUAAUAUCAAUUACUGCUCUGAACCACCUGUGUGUUCCUUGGACUUUUUAACGAACGUAUUGAACCAUAUUUGCCAAACAGAAAUAUUACCGAGGUUUCCAUUGGAAAAACUGACCAGGGAUGCCAUUCACACGCCGAAAGCGCGGAUUUUUCUCAUGGUUUCUGCAUCUUUAACUCCGCUAUUAUUGGCUAAUUUGUUCCCUUUCAAAUCAAAGUAGAAAUGUUCGAUGCGGCACUCAUUUUUGUUCACAUCAAAAGCCUUUUCAAGUAUUUGCUAUACUCUUUAUAUUUUCCAGGUAAUUUUUAUAGACGAAAUUGAUAGCAUCUGUAGGAAAAGAAGUUCGCGAGAAGAAGAGUACACUCGAAGAAUUAAGACUGAGUUAUUAAAACAGGUCGGUAGAUUUUGGAAAUAGAUCUUCUUAUAGUUAGGUUACUUAUCUACUAAUCAGCUGCUGACAUGUCACUCGCCUUUCGAACCACUCUGUUGACUUUUCUUGUCAGUAAAGGCCUAUAGUGUUUAUAUAAUAAACAGAGUAACACUUUGUAACUAUGGAAUUUCUCUUCCCAGUUGUGUUCAGCUCAAUAUCUGCGAGCUCGUUCGCUGUGCUCAGUUAUCGGGUUGAACACUCGAAGAGAAAUUUUGUAUCUAUGCGCGACCCAAGUGUUCUUCUAUAUUUAUUUCUAAAUUCUGUUUUUUUUCUUAUUUCUAUUAAAGAUGGAAGAGGCUGAUAACCCUGCGUCAAUGAACCAUUUCAUCUUGCUCUGUGCUACCAACUGUCCCUGGGAACUAGACUCCGCCUUCCUGAGAAGAUUCCAGAAAAGAAUAUACAUUCCAUUACCAGAUAAGUAAGAUUUUGGUUAUUCUGAAAUGAAGCACUCAAAAGCAGAGACUUGAGCAAGAAGCAUUCUAAUUUAUAAGGAACCAAGUACUCGAACUCGCGGAAAGCGAUGAACCGCGAGGUCGAAAACGAAAUACUCGUAACUCAAUCGAAAACGGAGAACCCCGAGCUCGUAAAAGAAUUACCCGAAAUCGAUCAAAAGCGAAGCCGAACCACGAGGUAUAAAGUACCCCGAAGUCGGUCGAAAACGAAGAACCACGAGCUCGAAAGCGAAAAUUCCUGAAGACACCUUUUAACUCCAAAAAAAAAAAAACGAUCGUAUUCCGAACUGAACAGAAAGAGAACUAACUACUGCUUUUGUAUUUUUUUUGUGUGUGUGUGUGUAUGUCUGGGUCGGAAAUGCAUCGAUUUGGCUGUACGAAACACCUCUAAAUUGAUGAAAAUUGCCAUGUUUGAUACAGACUGUCAAAAUUCGCAAAUAAUAAGGUGCAACGUUUUGUCGAAUUUACAGAACUCAUAAUUUCACCAUUUUAUUAGUUGUGACUCUUAACUCCUGCCCGUGGACGAGGUUACUUGCGAUAGUCACUGAUGUAUGAUAAAAAGAAUGAUCUGAGAAAUGUAUUUGUUUCUAUUUGUCUACGAGUAUUUUACAUUUCAUAAUUUUUAUCAAAGUAAGUUUCAAUUUCUAAGGGCCAGCGGUAUUUUAUUUCAUAGAGCUGCACGCAUUGCAUUAAUGAAAAUACACUUGGGAGUCACUCCUUCAUCGCUCACUGCGGAAGAUUGGUACCUACUUGGUGACAGGACAGAGGGCUUCUCGGGCAGCGAUUUGUCAAACUGCACCUCAGAUGCCAUGUUUGAACCGUUACGUGAACUUGAAAACACCUCUCGCUGGAAGAUGAACAAAGGUAAAAUGCAGGAGAUUGUAUUCUACAUUGAGAGCCCUUUUAGGUUGAAAUCAAAGUAAACACAACUGCUAAUGAGAGGAACGGAAAACAUUGGUCCAGAAGAUUCGCACCAUUUUCCAACCAAUCAGAUUUAAAAUUAAAACCACGACUUGGUCACCUGCGUUUUCCCGCGCUUCAGGCAGUUUGCGCGUUGCUACUCUGAGUUCUCAUCGGCCGCUCUUGACCUUUCUUGUCGUCUGAUUGGCUUUUAUGAUUUCUUUGGUUUUGGCACCUAAUAAAAAACGCUCCAACUAUGUUACCGAAACAUAGGACAAGUGGAAGGCAAGAAGGUGGCCCUAAACCAUAUGAUUCCAAACCUAGUAGUGCCGUUUGAUUACAUUGAUUUGUCAUCUAUUUGUUGUCUUACGUGGCCUUUAGUUGACACCUCUCCUUCUAUCAGAUUUGUUUUAUGUGCCGUGCUCUGAAAUUGAAGAAGACGUCAUACAUUCAUCCAUGAGGGAUCUUCCAUCUCAAAAAGUAUGUUUUAUGUCCUUUUUAUCAUUCAGAAGUUGCCUUAAACCUUUUACUUUACCUGUGUCUUUAAAAAUAACGUUGAGGGUAUUAAGUCCUGUAACUUAAACCCUUUUAUACCCCAAGAUCUGAUUGUCAAUUCUCCCCUAUAGCUGCUACAGAUUUCCUUGUAUAUUAGUUACGAGAAUUUGGUGUUGGAUCAGUUGUGAUCUCUUCAUUGAAGAUUAAUUGAUGAAGUUGUUUUCUCUAUCACUUCCAUCUAGAUUCAACCUCGUUCUGUGAGACUUGAUGAUUUCUUGAAAGUGUUGUCGCACAAUACAAGCACAGUUGCCGAAGAAGACUUAAAAAAAUUUGAAAAGUUUACCAUAAAUCUUGGACAGAGGGGAUAA